Messenger RNA from Megalobrama amblycephala (Wuchang bream), 4450 nucleotides. RefSeq lists its product as uncharacterized. The transcript is spliced from 12 exons. Lineage: Eukaryota; Metazoa; Chordata; Actinopteri; Cypriniformes; Xenocyprididae. Bases 20 to 3757 code for a protein of 1245 amino acids. The record is from RefSeq and is a predicted model, not a curated record.
GUCUGGUGUUGAUGAAGAAAUGAAGAUUGCAGUAAAACUCCUGCUGAAUCUCAGUGUUGCUGCAGUUGAAAAUGACACAGUUACAGGAACAAGAUUCUCUACAUUGCUGUCAUCUGUGUGCAGUUACAAAACCUUCCCUUUUGAUCAAGAGUGGGAUGAUAAUGACAAUGUUUAUCAGAGUGAUUUCCUGCUAGAUCUUUACUCACAUGUGAAGAACUAUGAGACUCAAACAGGCAGGAGUUUCCUUCCAGCAUUACAGUCAGUUUUCCAGUCACCUGAUGUCUGGAUCAUAGAUCUCUCACAGAGAAAGACCUCCAUCCUCCUGGAAGUGCUGAAACUCCAAACAGAGAAGAAACCAGUAGAUCUGAGAGGAUGUUCAGAGGAAGAGAGUGAAAUGAAGAGUUUCCUUCAGUGUCUGCCCUACAUCUCACAGCUGAGAUUCUUUCAUCUGAAUAAAAGUGUUCAAAACAAAUUUCCUCUAAAACUCUUCAUUAAAGCAGCAGAGACUGAGACACAGACAAGAGAGCAGAUGCUGAAACUAUUAACAUCAGUCUGCACCUACAGCUCUUUUCCUUAUGAAUGGACUGACAGAAUUAAACAGAGUGAUUUCCUGCUGGAUCUUUGCUCACAUGUGAAGAACUAUGAGACUCAAACAGGCAGGAGUUUCCUUCCAGCAUUACAGUCAGUUUUUCAGUCACCUGAUGACUGGAUCAUAGAUCUCUCACAGAGAAGGACCUCCAUCCUCCUGGAAGUGCUGAAACUCCAAUCAGAGAAGAAACCAGUAGAGCUGAGAGGAUGUUCAAAGGAAGAGAGUGAAAUGAAGAGUUUCCUUCAGUGUCUGCCCUAUAUCUCACAGCUGAGGAUUCACUAUUGGAAUAUCAGUUAUGAAAAGCAGUUUCUUCUGAGUCUCUUCCUUAAAGCAGCAGAUACUGAGACACAGACAGGAGAGCAGAUGCUGAAACUGUUAACAUCAGUCUGCACCUACAGAUCUUUUCCUUAUAAAGAGACUGACACAAUUAAACAGAGUGAUUUCCUGCUGGAUCUUUACUCACAUGUGAAGAACUAUGAGACUCAAACAGGCAGGAGUUUCCUUCCAGCAUUACAGUCAGUUUUCCAGUCACCUGAUGUCUGGAUCAUAUAUCUCUCACAGAGAAAGACCUCCAUCCUCCUGGAAGUGCUGAAACUCCAAACAGAGAAGAAACCAAUAUAUCUGAGAGGAUGUUCAGAGGAAGAAAGUGAAAUGAUGAGUUUCCUUCAGUGUCUGCCCUACAUCUCAUACCUGAGGAUUCACUAUUGGAAUAUCAGUCAAGAAGAGCAGUUUCUUCUGAAACUCUUCAUUAAAGCAGCAGAGACUGAGACACAGACAGGAGAGCAGAUGCUGAAACUGUUAACAUCAGUCUGUGCCUACAGAUCUUUUCCUUAUGAAGAGACUGACAGAAUUAAACAGAGUGAUUUCCUGCUGGAUCUUUACUCACAUGUGAAGAACUAUGAGACUCAAACAGACAGGAGUUUCCUUCCAGCAUUACAGUCAGUUUUCCAGUCACCUGAUGACUGGAUCAUAGAUCUGUCACAGAGAAAGACCUUCAUCCUCCUGGAAGUGCUGAAACUCCAAACAGUGAAGAAACCAGUAGAGCUGAGAGGAUGUUCAGAGGAAGAGAGUGAAAUGAUGAGUUUCCUUCAGUGUCUGCCUUACAUCUCACAGCUGAGGAUUGACUAUAGGAAUAUCAGUCAUACAGAGCAGUUUCUUCUGAAACUCUUCAUUAAAGCAGCAGAGACUGAGACACAGACAGGAGAGCAGAUGCUGAAACUGUUAACAUCAGUCUGUGCCUACAGAUCUUUUCCUUAUAAAAUCACUGACAUAAUUAAACAGUGUGAUUUCCUGCUGAAUCUUUACUCACAUGUGAAGAACUAUGAGACUCAAUCAGGCAGGAGUUUCCUUCCAGCAUUGCAGUCAGUUUUCCAGUCACUUCAUAUCUGGAUCAUAGAUCUCUCACAGAGAAAGACCUCCAUUCUCCUGGAAGUGCUGAAACUCCAAACACAGAAGAAACCAGUAGAUCUGACAGGAUGUUCAGAGGAAGAGAGUGAAAUGAAGAGUUUCCUUCAGUGUCUGCCCUACAUCUCACAGCUGAGGAUUCACAAUUGGAAUGACAGUCAUGCAGAGCAGUUUGUUCUGAAACUCUUCAUUAAAGCAGCAGAGACUGAGACACAGACAGGAGAGCAGAUGCUGAAACUGUUAACAUCAGUCUGCACCUAUAGAUCUUUUCUUUAUGAAGAGACUGACAGAAUUAAACAGAGUGAUUUCCUGCUGGAUCUUUACUCGCAUGUGAAGAACUAUGAGACUCAAACAGGCAGGAGUUUCCUUCCAGCAUUACAGUCAGUUUUCCAGUCACCUGAUGUCUGGAUCAUAGAUCUCUCACAGAGAAAGACCUCCGUCCUCCUGGAAGUGCUGAAACUCCAAACAGAGAAGAAACCAGUAGAGCUGAGAGGAUGUUCAGAGGAAGAGAGUGAAAUGAUGAGUUUUCUUCAGUGUCUGCCCUACAUCUCACAGCUGAGAUCAUCUAAAGAGAGUCUCCAGAAGCUGGUUGAAUGUGUCUAUGAAGCUCAGGAAGAGGAACUGACUCAGUACUUCUUGCAGAAAGUAGGCGGAGAUCUGACUUCCUGUUCAGUGAGCUGGGAAGAGCUUCACUAUUUCCUGCAGCACAGAAUUCAACAAAUCGCUGUGAAUUUCAGAAAGAGCAACACUCAAUGCAAAGUCAGAGAAAUUCUGCCUUUUCUGAACAGGAUUCAGUUUAAACGGAUGAGCUCCAGCUUCAUGCUGUCUGUCAUCAGAGAGAUCUAUGAGAGCGGCUCUGGUGGAUUUGUGUCCAGUCUGUUGAGUUCAGUGAAGAACUACAUCAACCUGCAGAGCAGAGAGCUGGACUCUGUCCACUGCGCCGCCCUGCGCUUCACACUGCAGCACUGCACUGCAGUUUCACUCAGCCUGCUGUGGACCUCCAUAACAGAGGAAGAGCUGGAGAGCAUUGUGCCUCUCUUCAGACAUGUCUCCAGCCUCAGUGUUGACAGGCGGCUGUUACUGAAGAUGCUUCACUGCUGCAGUGUCUCUGAUGUCCAGCAGGAGGCAGCAGCAGUUCUGCUCUCCGUCCUGCAGCACAAGCUGGACUUCUGCUGCCAUUCUGCUCUGGAUCUGACAACAAACACAGACUCUGAGACUCUACAUCUGACCACUGAGGACUGCCGUGUGAUGAGCACAGUCAUUCAGAGAGCUCACACACACACACAGCUGAUUCUACAGGACUGUGAGAUCAACACAGCUGGAAUGGACCAGCUGUUCCCAGUGUUACAUUCUGUCAAACUCUGCUGUGAUAAAUCUCUGCUGCUUCAGUUUCUGGCUCAUGUGAGGCCUGAGGAAGCUGCGUCUCUUUCUCGAGCUCUGGGUGACGAGGUCGACCUCAGUCAGACUCAUCUGGAGCCGCAGGUCUGUAGAGGUCUGGUGCUGAUUCUGGAAUAUUCUGAAGGACUGACUGAACUGGAUCUGAGUCAGUGUCGUCUCACUGAUCACAGCCUGGAUCUGCUGCUCCCAAACCUCCACAAAGCACAAAACAUUGAUUUUAGUGGCAAUAGCAUCACUGACAUUGGGGCUCAGAGAAUCUACAGUAUCGUCUCUGACAACAGUAACAUAAAGACAGUAAGGCUCUUCAACAACAGAAUUGAAUUCAGACAGCUCUUCCUCACAGACCCACGAUUUGAGAUCUGGUGAAGCCAAUAAACUCUCUCUGGAAUCAACAAGACGGUGAAACAACCAAUGCAGAUCUAGAGAGAUGUUGAGGUAACAGGUGUGAACACUUUUGAAGAAUCCGCCCAUCAGAGUCCCAGAGAUGAAUCUGUCCAGCAGAUUGUGAACCACAUUCAUGUUUUAUCAUCACCUUCAGUCAUAAUCAACACUGGGUUUCUGUUGCAAUAACUGUGUUUUGUAAAAUGACAAAAUCCAUCUAAUUUGUAAACUCUUUCUUUUCUCCAUCCCUUUAUAUUAUAUGUGUCAUGCAAGGUUAUUCAUUUUGAAUUCAGUUUUAAUUUCUAUUUCAUUUUCCAUUUGUCUAGUUAGUUCAGAUUCCAUUAAUAUUCACUAUAAUUAUUGGUUUUAGUUCAGUUAUUUUUAUUUAUUUUUAGAGUGACAUUUUAAUGAGUUUUUAUUUUAUUUUAGUCAGUUUUGGAGAUGUAUGUUAGAUUAUGAGUCUUUUCAUUAUGUUUUGAUGAUUUUUGUGUUCUUUCGUUGUUGUUUGUUGGUGUCUUCUGGGUGUUCAGCUGCCGGUUCUUUUAAACGCCUCUUCCUCUUAACAGAGAUGAGCUGCUGUGACUCCAGGCCGGUCGCACUGAUCCAGACUUCCUGUCAGCCGCCAGACCAACAUGUUUCUGAUGUUGUUCAAUCCAUUUAGACCGUAGCAGAAAUGUA